GCUUUCGCUUUCGGUUCCAGCUGGCGUCUGAGCCCCGCGGGAGCCGCCCGCCCAGUCCGCGCCGGCCGCCGCCCGCGUCCCGCCAGCAGCUCUCCGACGGGCAGCGCGCCCCCGCCGCGGCCAUGGCGCAGGCUGGCGUCCUCGGCGAGGUGACCCAGGUGCUGUGCGCGGCCGGGGGCGCCUUGGAGCUGGAGGAGCUGCGGCGCCGCUUGCGGGAGGGCGUCGGCAACGACGCGCUGGAGCGGCUGCUGCGGGACCGCGGCCGCUUCGCGGUGGCAGCGAGGGCGGGCGGCGCGGCGGCCUCCGCGCAGCGCGUCGUGGUGGCCGUCUCGGCGCUGCGCCUGUGCCGCGCGUACCAGAGCCCCAAGCCGGGCUGCGUGGGGCUGUGCGCUCAGCUGCACCUCUGCAAGUUCUUGGUCUACGGGGCCUGCAAGUUCAUGAGGGCCGGGAAGAACUGUAGAAACAGUCACAGCUUGACGACAGAUCACAACCUGAGUGUGCUGAGAACUCACGGUGUUGACCACCUCAGCUACAGUGAGCUCUGCCAGCUUUUGUUUCAGAAUGACCCCUGGCUUUUGCCAGAGAUCUGCCUUCAUUACAACAAAGGAGAUGGACCCUACGGCUCUUGUUCCUUUCAAAAGCAGUGUAUCAAACUCCAUAUCUGCCAGUAUUUUUUACAGGGUGAAUGCAAGUUUGGCACUGGCUGUAAGAGAUCUCAUGAUAUCUCUAAUUCUGAGAAUCUGGAGAAACUGGAGAAGUUGGGCUUGAACUCCAAUCUGGUGAACAGGCUGCCUUCCAUAUACAGAAAUGCUCACGACAUCAAGAAUAGGAGCUCCACCUCCAGCAGAGGGCACCCUCCUCCUCCAGGCCCACAGGCCACUUCUGAAAGAAGAGAUAGUUCAGGUUGUGUAUCCCCAGACAAUGCUAACCAGGAGGAGAAUGAUCAGAUCUGCUUGUACCACAUCCGGAAAAGUUGUAGCUUUCAAGAUAAGUGCAAUAAAGUUCAUUUCCAUUUGCCAUAUCGAUGGCAGUUCUUGGACAGAGGCAAAUGGAAGGAUUUGGACAAAAUGGAGCUUAUUGAAGAGGCAUAUAGCAAUCCCAGAAAAGACAGGAUCCUCUGUGCCGAGUCAGCCAGCAACUUUCACUUUGACUGUCUAGACUUUGACUCCAUGAUGUUUGGUGCUGCCCCAGCCCGCCGCCUCUCCACAGCCUCCUCGGUUACUAAACCUCCACACUUCAUCCUCACCACUGACUGGGUUUGGUACUGGACUGAUGAGUUUGGUUCUUGGCAGGAGUAUGGAAGACAAGGCAUGGAGCACCCCGUGACCACCGUCUGCAGCGGCGAUUUGGAGAAGGCCUACCUGGCAUACUGUGCACCUGGGUCUGAUGCCCAGGCAGCCAUUCUGAAGUUCCAGGCUGGAAAGCACAAAUACGAGUUAGAUUUCAAAGCCUUUGUUCAGAAAAACCUGGUCUAUGGCACGGUCAGAAGGGUUUGCCGGAGACCCAAAUACGUGUCUCCCCAGGAGGUGAAGGUGAAGCAAACCUGCAGUGUCAAGUUUCAAGGCCCAAAGAGCAUCCCAGACCAUUGGGACCCCUCGGCCCUGCCAGACCCUGGCUUCAAGAAGAUUGCCCUCAGUUCUGCAUCGGAUGAAUAUCAGAAGGUCUGGAACCUCUUUAACCGCACGCUGCCUUUCUACUUUGUUCAGAAGAUCGAGCGAGUCCAAAAUCUGGCCCUUUGGGAAGUCUACCAGUGGCAAAAAGGGCAGAUGCAGAAGAGAAACGGAGGGAAGGUGGUAGAUGAGAGGCAGCUGUUCCAUGGCACCAGUGCCAGUUUCGUUGAUGCCAUCUGCCAGCAGAACUUUGACUGGAGGGUCUGUGGUCUUCAUGGUACUUCUUACGGCAAAGGGAGCUACUUUGCCCGCGACGCCGCAUAUUCCCACCACUACAGCAAAUCUGACACCAAGUCCCACACGAUGUUCCUGGCCCGGGUGCUGGUCGGGGAGUUCGUCCGAGGCAGCGCCUCCUUCGUCCGCCCCCCGGCCAAGGAAGGCCACGGCAACGUCUUCUAUGACAGCUGCGUGAACAGCAUGUCCGACCCCUCCAUCUUCGUGAUCUUCGAGAAGCACCAGAUCUACCCUGAGUACAUCAUCCAGUACGCCAGCUCCACCAAGCCCGUGGCGGGGGUCUCCACCCUCUUCUCCUUAGCGUCUUUCUUUGGCGGCCGGCAGUGAGCGUGCGGUGAUGCUUUUAGUGCCUUUCAGGCUUCUUGUCCUUGGAGUAGCUAUUUGGGAAAGUUUUCUUCUUUUUUUCUUUUAACAGAAAACUUUUUAAUGAACUGUUCAUUUAGCAUUGACUUCCUGAUGAAGUUACAUUCUUAAUCUCUCACUGAUGAUAGUUUUUAGUUUUAAGCCACUUUUGGGCUCAUUAGUAAACUAACCAGAAGUGACUGUAGGUGGGCCUAUUAUUACUUUUUAGUAGUGUGUUAAAAUUUUAUUAUUUACACUCUUUGUUGACUUGGCAGCUGAUGGGCACCAGGCACAGAGUUUCUAGAUACUAUUUUAUGGAUUGAUUUUAGAUUUAAGUUGCUUUCUCUGCAGUGAGUGGUUUGGUUUUUCAGGGUCUCAGUGGCAUCUCAUUUAAUUUUUUGUCAGAAUGACACAGUAGUCAUCGGUACAGGCGGCAGUCACUGUGUCUGUGGCUCUGGCUCUGAUCCAGGCAGCUCUUCUCCUGGGCUUCUGGCCUUGGAAUGGCCCGUAUAUCACAGGGUUAGAGCAAGUGGCUACUGUGUGGUGUCACCGCAGUCCUGUCAGUUGCCCUGUGUCCUGGCAGGGUCAGCAUCCCUCAGAGGAAGCGCUUUAAUCCUGGCAGGUGACAUGGUCCCCCCAAGGGCCCCAGGCUCUGCCCACCAACACCCGUUGCCACAUCUCCUGAGUACACUGGACACCCUCCAGAUGUGGGUUUUAUGUUCCUGUGAGAUUGGAAUACCUGUGCUGCAAAUGUCACAACAGAGUAUGGAAAUAAAAAAUAUUUAUCUGA
This is a messenger RNA of Neofelis nebulosa (Clouded leopard), 3036 nucleotides long. It is a transcript of the gene PARP12, whose product is annotated as poly(ADP-ribose) polymerase family member 12. The transcript is spliced from 12 exons. Gene Ontology annotation, molecular function: metal ion binding; NAD+ poly-ADP-ribosyltransferase activity. Bases 123 to 2231 code for a protein of 702 amino acids. Lineage: Eukaryota; Metazoa; Chordata; Mammalia; Carnivora; Felidae. The record is from RefSeq and is a predicted model, not a curated record.